AUGGUUACGCCCGUCACUUGCUGUGGCAAGAGCAGCCAAGGCUGCGUCUGCGCCUCCCAUGCCAAAUGCUCCUGUGGCCAGAAAUCUGCGCUUCACUGCACUUGCGACAAGGCAUCAACUGAAAACACUGUCGCUGGCCCCCGAUGCUCAUGCCGUGCUCGCGCUGCUGGAAGCUGCACUUGCGAGAGAGCAAAUAUUGAGAACGCUACCUUGAGCGGUGAUACAUGCUCCUGUGGUGCCCGACCUGCUGCUUCAUGCACCUGCGAGAAGGCUACUGAUGGUGGCCUCCUACCAACGGAGACCGACUUCACUAACGCCUAG
This is a messenger RNA of Venustampulla echinocandica, 321 nucleotides long. RefSeq lists its product as uncharacterized. The record is from RefSeq and is a predicted model, not a curated record. Bases 1 to 321 code for a protein of 106 amino acids. The transcript is spliced from 4 exons. Lineage: Eukaryota; Fungi; Ascomycota; Leotiomycetes; Helotiales; Pleuroascaceae.